Messenger RNA from Diaporthe citri, 1398 nucleotides. RefSeq lists its product as uncharacterized. Gene Ontology annotation, molecular function: FAD binding; oxidoreductase activity. NCBI's taxonomy places the organism in Eukaryota, Fungi, Ascomycota, Sordariomycetes, Diaporthales, Diaporthaceae. The record is from RefSeq and is a predicted model, not a curated record. The transcript has 2 exons. The coding region runs from base 1 to 1398 and encodes 465 amino acids.
AUGAACGCCACUGAUGUAGAAAAGAUCCAGCUCGCGGUCAAUUUUGCCAGGAACCUCAAGCUGCGUCUUGUUGUGAAGAACAAAGGACACGACUUCAACGCCAAAUCUACUGGUGCUGGAGCCCUUACCGUAUGGACCACAUAUCUGCAGGACGUCGUUUACCUCGGGGGGGAAUACAGCUACGGCACUGGACACACCGGGCCCGCCUUCAAGGUCGGCGCUGGUGUAGAGGCGAUACAAGUGUACGAGGCUGCUGACGCAUUGGACCUGCAAGUCGUGGGAGGGAUCGCCCGUACUGUGGGUUUGGCUGGAGGGUACUCUGCCGCGGGUGGUCACUCCCCCUUGAUGGGUCUGUAUGGCAUGGCUGCUGAUCAAAUCCUGUCCUUGGAGGUUGUGUUACCGAAUGGGCGAUUUGUUCAUGUCGACUCAGAACACAACCCUGAUCUCUUCUUCGCCCUCCGGGGAGGCGGCGGUAGCACAUACGGAAUUGUGACUUCUAUCGCCAUUGCUGCAUAUCCUAAGCAGCCGGUCACAACAGUCACCUACUCGUUCGGUACCAGUCAAGGAAUCGACGUUGAAACAUUUUGGUCUGGAGUGGAUGCCUUCUGGGCAACUUUCCCGACCAACGCAGAUGCAGGACUGUACAGUUAUUGGUACAUAAUCUGCCCUGACAAGGAGACAUGUACAUUCCUGAUGCUGCCACAAUGGGCCAACAACUUGUCGGCAGCUAAUCUCCGGCCACUGAACCAACCACUCUUCGAAGAGCUCAACAGGCUCGGGAUACAGCCCGAUAACGUCACCUACGCCGAGUACCCAGGGCUCCUAGACGCCUUCACAACAACGUUCCCCGACUCCGCCGAGGGCGUUGGAACCUGGAACGCCCACACCGCGUCGCGGCUCUUCCCGCGGUCCAACUGGGACGACCCAGAUACCCUGUCGAAACAGUCCAGCGCGAUCCGCCGCGCGGUAGAGGUCAACGGCCUGAUGAUCGGGUACAACUUCAAGCCCGCGGACAACCCCAGGGUCAACCAGACCAACGCGGUGACGCCCGCGUGGCGCAACACGCUCUUCCACGCCAUGACGGCCGCGACCUUCAACACCACCGCGACCGCCGAGGACAUCGCCGCGGCGAGCAAGGGCCUGGUCGAGCUGCUGCAGCCGUGGAGGGACGCCAGCCCGGGCGCCGGGGCGUACAUGAACGAGGCGGACGUCAACGAGCCGGACUGGCAGCAGGCCUUCUACGGGGGCAACUACGGGUACCUGUACGAGCUGAAGCAGAGGUAUGACCCUUGGGGGCUGUUCUACGCGCCGACUGCGGUGGGGAGUGAGGACUGGCACGUUGCUGGCCAGCUUGAGUACUAUCCGACCCAGAAUGGGCAGUUGUGUCUGUCGGCCUGA